AUGUGCAAAGAUAUAAAAUCUCUUGAUAUAGCUAAAAAAAAUCUUACGUUUUCAAUUACUGCUUUAAAAAAAUUUAUAAUGAUGCUAACUGCAGUUGAUAAACUAAGAGAUUGUUGCGCAAAUAAAAUAUAUAAAGAAGUUGCUAAUUUAAUUUCAGCUUUUGAUGAACUUUCUGUCUUUAUUUAAAAAUAUUAAACAAUCCCUCAAAUAUAGGAUUUAUAUAAGGAAAAAGACGAAAUUAUAAGAGAACUUUAACUCUAAAUAAAAGAGGAUUUCGAAUCUUAUUAUAACCAAUCGACUACUUUAACUUCUUAAGAUAUGAAUAGUGCAUGUGAAGUCAUAGAGACCUUAGGGUUGUCCUUUAAGUAAAAAAUGGUCGAAUAUAUAUGCGAAUUGGCUCUCAAGUCUUAUAAAAAUGCUUUCUCAAGAGCCGAAAAUUAACUUUUGGAUCAACACGAGAGACGUUUUGCCUGGCUCUGGAGAAACUUGGAUGAUUUCGAGAAAAAAUGGGUGAAUGUAUUCCCUGAAUACUGGGGGAUGUAAUGUAUGUUAAUUUAUGAAUUUUGUGGAAUCACAAGAAUUUAAUGUACCGAGAGUUUAGAAAAGCUAGGUGGAAAAACUGAAAUCGGAAUAAUUUUGAAAGCCUUAGUAAACACAUUAAAUUUUGAAGGAAAAAUAACUAGAGAUAUGGAAAAAAAAUAUAAGAAUUUUAUAAAUAAUAAUAAUUAAGAAAAUCAUUAAUAGUAAGAUGAAAUGUAAAAUGAAUAAAUUCAUAAUAAUAAUAUAGAAUUUAUACCUAAAAAUAAAAAAGAAUUCGCAAUUUAAAGACUCCCAAGAUUUAAAUGCUCAAUAUCAGAUUCUUUCGAACCUUAUUUAAAACCUUUUGUAGAUUAAGAAGAAAAUGAAUUAAAGAAAUGUAUAUAAGAUGCUUUAAGUGAUGAAAAAGUAGAAUAAGAUUUAAAAGUUUUUAAUUCUACAUUAAUUUUAUUAUCUUAUGUUCGUUAAUUAAUAAAUCGAGCGUCUUCCUAUUCUCGAAGUUAAACAAUGUUUCAAAUAGCUAAAGUAAUAAAAAAAGGUUUGAAAAUGUACAGCGAUGAGUUAAUAUAAAGAAUGUCAAAUGAAACAUAAAACAAACAUAAAAAUACUGAAUUUUUCCAAAAAUAAAUCGGUUUUUCCAUUAAUACAUCAGAAUGUUGGAAAGAGAAUAUUACUGGCUUAGAAGAUCUUGUAAAAGCAAAACUAGACAGUCCUUAUUCUGAAUAAUUUGAUAUGAGUUCUGAAGACGAUUCUUUUUCUUCAUGUAUUAAUAAAGGAGUAGAAUAUUAUAUAAAUUUUGUAGAAUGGAGUAUGGAAGGCCCUUUUAAUAAUUUAGCGAAAAUAAACUGGGCUUAAAUUUUAGAAGGAUAGGCUGGAAUAGACUCAAAUGAAUGUGUGAAAGAAAUAAAAUUCUUUUUAAAUUAACAUGCAAUAAUUAUUAAAGCAAUUAUUAGUGAAGUUUAUUAAUUUUUCUAUUUUAAAAAAUUAGUACAAACUGUUAAUAAUAAGUUUCUUAAUACAGUCUAUAAAAUUAAGUCAUUUGGAAACGGGGCUAUACCUUAAUUAAUUGUAGAUUGUACAGAAUUGGAAAAUACACUAAAUGAUUAUACGAAAAAAGAAGAAUAAUAAUAAAUUUAAAAUAAAUAAAUAAAUAGUUAUAAUUAGUAUGUGAAAAAAAGCUUUAAUAAAACUAAAAAUAUAUUAAAACUUAUAGGAAUGCCCGUUUAAGGUUUUAUUGAUAAUUUUAGUAAUUUCUUUGAAGAUGCUAUUAUUACGGAUUUAGAUAAAUUAUUAGCUAUAAAAGGACUGAAAAAACAUGAAGUACCUUAAUUAUAUAAAGCAAUUAAUAAAAAUAAUUGA
Messenger RNA from Ichthyophthirius multifiliis, 1896 nucleotides. RefSeq lists its product as hypothetical. The record is from RefSeq and is a predicted model, not a curated record. Gene Ontology annotation, cellular component: GARP complex. Gene Ontology annotation, biological process: retrograde transport, endosome to Golgi. NCBI's taxonomy places the organism in Eukaryota, Ciliophora, Oligohymenophorea, Hymenostomatida. The transcript has a single exon.